AGCAUGAUGAAUUCGUGUUUGAAGAAGCCUUGCCGCCAUGGAUUUGCGUUUUUUGAUCAUGACGUGAUUAAGUUUCAAACAGAUCAUUCUGGAUCGUUCAGGUAGGUUAGAAAUCCACGUACAACAACCAUUGAAUCCGGAUCUAGUUGGAAUUUUUGACCUUGUUAAGUUGUUAUCAAAUUAUAGAUCGCAUGCAGCAAAAUUUACAUUACAUGCAUGUAAACCAUACCUUUAUUGGCAAAUGCUUGGGCUUCUUAGACGCUAUUCUUCAACCCUGUUUUAUUUUCACUAAAAAUAACGUUGGUUUUGAUUAAAGUUUCUCAAAAAAAAAUUGUUUACAAAUAUAGCCAAGCUCUGCAUGGACACCAGAUGCAAUUUGCCAACAGCUUUUUAAUUUUCACUGAGAGAUCAUUUUUUUGUUAUAGUUAUAGUGUGUCCGGGUCAAUUUCUGGAAUUUACCAGAAUUCCACGGCAUUUUUUGGUUGUGACAAAAAGAAGGUAAAUUGAUACGUGCCAAUUAGCGUCUCUCAUGGCCGAUUUUACUGCCAUUUGGGCGUUCCGCCUCUUCCACGUUUGAGAGUCUCCGCACCAUAAAAUACAACUUCUUAGUAUUGUAGUUGUUUGUAUCAUGGUAAAUUUAUAGUUACAACUUUUUAAAGUCGCUUUUCACGUUGUUUGAUUGUCUAGAAUCUUUCACGAGGGAAGACAGUACCCCAAAAAUGGCGGAUUUUGGCCAGAAAGGCUAAAUUUACAAAAACGUGUUGAUGUCUUUACCAGAAAUAUUAUUGGAAUGAAUAAAGAGGAUAGACCAACAUUUUAAUUAAUUUCCUCAAAUUAAUUUGAGAUAACUGCGAAUUUGAGGAAACAAGUUGAAACUUUAUUUUGAAAAGUAUAAGCAGAACUUCGACAUUUCGAGCGAAAUCCCUUUGUCGAGUAAUUAGUAAUGGGGAUCGGGAAAGUACAACACCACUGUCUGUACCGGACAAACAGCCUUCGCUGGAAACGUCAAAGUUCUGCCGAUAUUUUUCAGGUAGUUGGCUCAAUCCUCAGCUGUCUGUUAUUGUCGCUUACCUGCAUGGUUGGGAUAUAAUUUAUCGCCCGGUAUAUCCAUACAAUUGCGUCGGGCAGAUUUUAAAAAUAUUCGAGUGUCUCGGAUUGAAAAGGACAGAUUUUGAUAAAUUUACGAAAAUAUUACUAAAAAUUUUUACAAAUUACGGUAAAUUAUUUCGAAAGUUAGUGAAAAAUGCGGAAGUCCGGAAAUUUCUCCCUGCCCUCCUCCGCUCGCCAACAUAUUUAGGAAAGGAAAAUUAAUUAGCGACUGAAAUGUUCGUCCGUAGGGAACAACUUCGGCCACGCCCUUUUGGUCGGGCAAAAGAAGCUCACACCCCCUAGUCGUAAUACCGAAGUUUCGCCCCUGUACAUAUGAUAGUUCAAAUUAACAACAAAGAUAAACAUAUUUAUUACCAGUGUUGUGGCUGCUUUGGUCCAGCGGGUGGAACAGAUGAUUACUGUGGCACAUACUGCAAAAAACGAAGAAAUGGAACUGUUACAAAAAAUGUUUACUCCUGGUUUUGGGUGAGAUCUUCCAUUCCCAAGAAAGUUUGGAACAAAUGCAUGGAUUAUAAAGUUACAACACCGAGUGGAGACACAGUUAGGUACAAGUUAUUGGAUGGAAAUCCCACGCCAGAAAAGGUAAAUAUAAGAUUGGUUGCAGCUUAA
Messenger RNA from Paramuricea clavata, 1719 nucleotides. Lineage: Eukaryota; Metazoa; Cnidaria; Anthozoa; Malacalcyonacea; Plexauridae. The record is from the annotation of a GenBank genome assembly.